This is a messenger RNA of Lymnaea stagnalis (great pond snail), 11967 nucleotides long. The record is from the annotation of a GenBank genome assembly. Lineage: Eukaryota; Metazoa; Mollusca; Gastropoda; Lymnaeidae.
ACACCUGGAAAUACAUUCAACAAAAUGGCGUCAAUAUGUCGCUGGGUUAUUUUAAUAUUGUUGAGUGUAAUUGGAAAAGUGAAUGGACAAGCAGCGACCACUGGAAAUACAGCAUUUGAUGCUCUAGAUGGUUUGGGAUGUACCCAGGUAAAAUAAAUAGAAAAAUGUCCAAGAAUAAAACUAUAGACUACCAUAGUAUAUCGUUGUUUACUAUUUUCGAUGACAUGAUUUCUUAAACUGUGUCAAACGAUUCUUGUGUUGUAUCCGCACUUCCGCAUAUUUGAUGACAUUAUUUUGAAGUCUUGUAUGUAUAAAUACGAUUUGAAUCCUAAUAUAAAAAUAUAAGCACAGACAUAAAUAAUUAUUUUGACCACUUUAACUUUAAAGUAUGGUGCAUAAAUAAAUUCCAUUGGCAUUAGCGUUUUCUAUCUAUCAAAUCAAAUACAAUCAUCAUCUAUAUAUCAUAUUCAUAUAUGGACUUAAUUUUAAUAAUUUUAUUCUUAUAAGUCAUAAGUUAUAACUAAUUAUACAAUAAUUUAAAUAAAAUUGAAUGACUGAUAAACAAUAACUUGGACUCUGGGAUACAAAAAGAUAACCAAAUUACAAUCUAGCCUAAUAUCAGUAAUAUGACAUAAUAUUAAUUAAUAAACAUUGCUCACAUAUGUAGCUAUUAUUAGCCUUACGGCCUUAGCUUUAACAGAGAAUGAAAAAAUAGUGUCUCAGUAAAUCAAUUAAAUAGAAGCCGAAGUCACAAGUGCAAAUGUUAAAAAUAUUGUCAACAAAGCGCAGUAAACACCAGGAUUUACACCAUGCUGUUCAGAUUUAACUAGAAAGGGUCUGUUGGAAGGGAGCUAUUUGUAUUUGUAGUAAACUAUCAACAGCUCAAUCAUUAACAAUAGCUUCUACAGAGCUAUUUGAAUUUCAGGGGGCUUAACUCCAAGUUGCAUAACAGGCUAAAAGUAAAAGUUUAAAUGUAAAACAGCUAUUGAUUUGCUCAUAUUGUGUAAUGCUCACAACUGAAAGUGCCUUUGACAUGAGAAAUAUUUCAUUGCCAGUUUCUAAAAAAAAAUCACUAUAAGAUUUUUUUUUUAAUGUUCAGAACAAUUUUUUUUAGAAACAAAGUUUUUAAAGUAAAAGGACAUAUUCUCACAUUUUCUUUAUACUCUGAAAUUAACUAUCAUAUUUUUAUAUUUUAUUUCGAAAAAAUAUGGAACAAAUAUUGAAUUAUUUUAAAUUAUGCAUUUUUUUGAAGGGCAGCAUAAUAGUCUAUUUAAAGAAUUUUUUUUGUUGUUGUAAUUCCAAAAUUUUAAUUUUGAGACAAAUCAUGUUUUUUGGGUUUUUUUUGACAGUUCAAAGCCAUUAUUAUGGAAGCCCAGCUUGAAGAGACGUACAGGAGUGCCCAGGCCCUGACAAUUUUUGUGUUCAAUGACACGGCCUACAACCUCAUGCCUCCCUAUAGGCAAGGAACUUUGUAUGACAAAACUUCACCCAAUAACCUUGGCGCCAAGGAGUAUAUCAACUCUUUUACAUGUAAGUGUCAUCAGUGGGUUCUUCUGUUGCAAUAUGCUCAAAAUAUACAUGAAUUGCUCUGGCAGAUUUGUUGUAAAAAAAAUACUUUCUGCUGAAUGAUUGCUGCAUGUACCAUUAACCUAAUGAUGACUUAGAUUGUGUAUUCCAUGAACAUGCCUCAAUAGAAAUAUUUACUCUAAAAAAAAAAGAAAGAUAUAUCAAUAACAUCUCUAUUUGCAGUAACUGAGGCUGUUGAGACAGGAUCUUUCAGCCCUGAUACCCCAGUUAGAACUUACUCUGUGAAGAACAGAAAAGUGUUCCUGAACAAAAGAGAGCUCCGUGUUGGGGUCAGUACUCAUGAUGUCAUUAUUUCAUAUAGUGAUCCUUUCAGAUUUUGUAAACCAAAUUUCUUGUUAAAUUUUUUUUUUUUUAAAUUGCUGGCAGCCGAUUUUCAGUCUUUGAUAUAUCUUAUGAAAAGGGAAAUCAUUUUAAGCAUUCAGCAUAAGUAAAGUAUUUGCACAUUCCACAUUUACCUGCACUUAUCACAAUAUUUAGCGCCUCUACCCACAAUUUUCAUAAUACAAUUUGUCUAGUUAAGUGGAAAUAGUUAUUACAGUUCUUUUUCUUCUCUCUAGUACUUGUUUGUACUUAUUUUUUUUUUCUUUCAAACCAUUAAUUUCAGAAUGUUGCCAGUGGUUUACCUGGCCCCACCAGAUACUUUUGUAAUGGUGCCAUGGUGAUAAGACCAAACAUACAAGCUGGCCAACAUCUCAUCCAUGUCAUAGAUCAGGUCCUGGAUAUGCCCUGGGAACAGAAUGCCAUCGCUUAUGUCACCGGAUACAAUCCAACUGGGUUGACGUAAGUUUUUAAAUUUUUUUUUGUUUUGUUAAUCACUCGGUGCCAUUUUGUAUUUGAAAAGAUUUAUGUAUAUAUUUUAUUAAGGAAAUUAAUUGAACUAAAUUAUCAGAUUUUGAAUUAUCAUUGAAAAUGUUAACAAUACAACACUACAUUUAGUACCAGGAUUGUUAUUAUUUGAAUUAAUAAUGAGCAUCAAUAUUUGUUAAAUAAUAUUAUAAUUAACCAUAAUAAUCUAGAUCUUCAAGAAACAUAUAAAUUAAAUAUAAAUAAUAGCUCAAAAUAAAUUAAAUAAAUGCAACAUAUGUGUUAUUUUUGUGCUCAAAAUUUCUUAAACCUCGUAAGGAAAAUAUUUAUAGUAGCUUCAUAAUAGCUGUAUAGUAGCUCUUAUGAAAUGUUGUACUUAAGAGCCAGGAGUGCUCAUGUCCAUUCAGCCUACCAAGCAUUACCUGGAAGGAUGUGGUUGACAGUGCUGAGGCAACCUUCUGCGAGUUCUUAAAGACCUUUGGAGCUCGGGUCGCCCAUUUGUAUUCCUUUUGUAGAUUAGAUAUGGGUAAAAUCUUGUAUUUUAAAUCUUUGAAGUAAAGCGGUAUAUUUUUUGUGCAGUAUAAACCAGGGCUGUAAAUAACACUUAAGAUUGAUUAAGAUCACAAUAUUUGCCUAAUGAUGUCUUUUCACCUAAACAAUGUUCGGCCUCUUCUUCUUCAGUUUAAAAUUUCUCUCCUUCAGAUUCAUGUUCUUCAGCAAGAUCAUGGAGUUCCUGAGACGUGCCCCUCAAGAAGAUGGUGAAUACAACUACAACAAGCAGGUCCAACAGGUUCUCUCCUCUAACCAGGUCACGUUCUUUAUUCCCUCGGACGAAGCUCUCAAUUUGAUUCCCCCUCAAAAGCUGAGUGAGCUUCAGGGUAACCUCAGACUUAUGCUGGAUGUAAGUAACUAGCUUCUAUCACAUUUUUUUCUUUAGAAGCUCUUGUUUACAAUUGACUGUUUAAGAGAUAUUAUUUUUUUAAAAUACUUGUCCUUUUUUUUUUUUUUUUUUUUUUUUUUUUUUUUUUUUUUUUUUUUUUUUUUUUUUUUUUUUUUUUUUAUUUUUUUUUUUUUUAUCUUUUUAAUAUAUUUUUUUUUUUUAAAAUUAUUUUUUUUUUUUUUUUUUUUUUUUUUUUAGUGUUUUUAGAUACAUUUUUUGUUUCAUUAUUAUUUCCUUAUCAAAUUCUAAUUUUUCCCCAGAUCAUAACUCUCCAUAUUGUCCCCAAUCAAGUUUUGUACACAUCACUAGUUAACCACAACGAAAGGUUUAACACACAGUUUAACUCAGGUGCGGUUGUCUUCAGGAAGAACUUCAACAGAGAAGCUGGUAAGAAAUUGGUUGCUUGAUCCUAAUACCAAAGUCAGGUUUUGGGGAGUUUAAAUAGAAACAAAAAGCCUUUUUCUAUAUAUUUAUUAAUCUUCCCGCCUAAAUACUGAUGAUUUUGUAAACAUGACUUAAAAUUGUGCUGACAAAAAUAAAGUUGGCAGUAACAAUAACUCAAAAAAAGUGUUGAGCUCUUCUGUUAGUUUGUUGUAAGUUUCUUUAAUUUUUUUUAUAGAAAUUGGUGGAAAUUUUUUUGCUCAUUUCCCACUGUUUAAAUAUUUUUUUAAAAUUUAUGAAAGAUUUUUUGCAAUGCUUGCCCAGGCUAUGACAUUUUUUAAUUGGUUUGGUAUGGGAAAUGGCACACCCCUUUAUCACUUACAAAACAAACAUCAGAAAAUGCUGUCGGAGAGUCACACUAAUGAACAUUUUAUUCCUGUUUGAACAUGAAGUAUUUUUAUUUUUUAUGUUUGAUCUCUUCUGUUCUUGCAGUGUAUGUGACUGGAUCCCUAAAGGGAGGUAGAACUGUGACAGCAAAACUGAAUCCUGCCAACAUUACUGUGCUCAAUGGAGUUGUCCACCAGAUUGAUUCCAUCAUGGGCUUUGUUUACAAGACAGCUGUUGAAGAGAUUUCAAUUGAUCCCAAUACUCAGUAAUAUUUAAUUUUUAAAUUGUACCUUUUUUUAAAAAGAAACUAAUAUAUGUCCAUACACAGUUACUGGUGAAUGUACUAUUAGUGAUUGUAGUCCUCAAACUAAAAUCUAUUGUUUUAAAUUUUACUGUCUUAGGCUAUGCUAUAGAUUCUUAUAUUUUGGAACUCUUUUUUUUUUUUUUUCUUAUGUCUUAACUCCUAUGAUUUUUUUUUAUUACUCAGGACUUACUGUAUAACUGUAUAAGGCUUAUUCAUCUGUGUGAGUUUAACAAUUGCUUCUUCUUUAACUUUUCUCAGGAAUUUUGAGCAGUUGGUUUAUGCAGCCAGGAAGGAUCUCCAGAAUGCCCUGACCGCCACCAGUGGGGUGACAGUUUUUGUCCCAAACAACCAGGCCAUGUUUGCUGUGGCCAAUGUGUACCAGAACUACAUCAACAACCAGUCACUCCUUAAUAUGGUGCAUAUAUUUUUAUGCUUGUUGUUUAUAAAAAUAAAAGAAGGAAAAGCUUUUUCAAAAAAUUUCAGUACAGGCAAUAAUGUCACAGACUUUGAAAUAUUGGCCGUUUCAUAAAAAAUACAGUGCAGUGAAACCUGGAUUUAGCAAACCUUGAAAUAGUGUGUUCCUGGCAUAUUCACUGACUUACCUUGGCACUGAUUGCUUCACAGCAAUAUAAAUGUUUAGUUGCCUAGGUUUUAUUUCCAGAGCCUAAGUUUUUAAAAAAAUGUUACCAGGUGUAAUAUAUUUCACAGUGAAAUAUAAACAUCACUUUUUAAAUGGAUUAAUCAUACUUUUUUUUCCAUUUAGAUCUUGGAGAUGAGCAUCUUACAACAAGGUCAGACCCUCAAUCUAAUGGACCAUUAUGGAAAUUAUGAGUCUUACAAUACAGCCGUAUCACGAUACAAUGGACGUUUGAUUAAAGUUUAUAGCGAAGGCAAUGGUCAGUAGAUCUGUAUUGGAUUUGUGGUGAUUUUUAUCUUGUUUUGCUCUGACAAUAUUUUGUGCUGUCAAUUUAGGUUACUCUAUGACCCAGCAAACUUGUGGGGAACUUUGAUUAGUAACUUUAAAAAUUCUUUAAACAAUAUUUUUGACCAAGAAUGACUUUGUGUCUCUCUUAGCUAUAUUUUAAUUUUAAAUAUGCUAAGAAAUAAUGUAAAACAUGGAUCCAUUAGAAUAACAAUGUUAUACCAAAAAUAGCUUUGUUUCUUACUUAGCUACAUUUCUAUUUUGAAAUAUAUGAAGAAAAAUGAUAACACAUGGAUCUAUUAGAAUGCUUUUUGGUUACAUUUCUAAAAGUAAUAGGCUUAUUUUUUUAAAAUGGCAAAAUUUUAACCCAUCAUCAAAUUAUAUUGUUUCAAUUUCUGUCAAUGUAAUUUAUAGGAUUUUUUUUAUUUUAAGAUACCUGGGUUGAAGGAGGCUACGUGAAAGCAAGGGUCAUCAAGCCAGACAUUGGUGUGACCAAUGGAGUUGUCCACCAGAUUGAUGCUGUCUUCGGUGUGCCAACUCGUGACUUAGUCUACACAAUCUACUGUGAGGAUUGGCUUGUGUAAGUUCUGCAAAUAGUAAAACAAUUACACAAUCUGAUGUGACGACUGGCUUUUGUAAGUACUGCAAAUACUAAAACAAUUACACAAUCUGAUGUGAGGAUUGGCUAAUGUAAGUACUACAAAAAGUAAAACAAUUACACAAUCUGAUUUGAGGAUUGGCUUUUGUAAGCAUUACAGAUAUUAAAAUGAUGAUAAGUUACCUUAAUAAAUGGAAUAUUGGCUUGUGUUUAAACAAAUUGUUUUCUUUAUAAAAAUAAAUUUUCUAGAAAAAAUAAAUAUAUGUUUAAAUGUUUUUAAUUUUCUGAUUUCUCCUAACUUCUGAAAAUGGAAUUUAUACAUAUUCUAAUUGUCUUAAAUAAUCUUUUUUGCUUUAUUUCAUUAAAAUGUAUUGGGUCUCAAAGAUACAUGUCUUUCCACUUCAUUUAUAACUUCAAUACACAUUAAAAGGUCUUACCAACUUUCAGUUUUGCUUUGCCACGCAGCCAAAAUUUGUUGCUGUUUGGUUUGGUUUAAAAAAAAUUAAUUGUGUUUACCAAUUAAUUUUUUUUGCUACCCCAGGUCGACCUACAUCCAGCUCCAGUAUGUAGGACUUGAUAAGUACAUGAGGGACCCGACACUGACCAAGAAUCAAGAAUGCACCUUCAGUGCCAGUGCACAGGCUGGCAGCUCUGCACCAAGUGGUGGAACCUGGAACACAGGCAACCAGAACACAAACCAGAAUAGUCAACUGUAUGAUCAGUAUGGAGGUCUCUGUGGAGAUGGCCUGCAUCGGUCAGUUGGGGAUAUUUCCUUGCAAUUUUUAGGGGGGAAAAAAAUGAUAAUUAAAAAAUUUAUUUUUAUCUUAAAGAUGAUAAAUCCUUUGAAGUUUUCAGAUGGGACUUUUAUUUCAUAGAUCAGUAGUAAAAUUAAAUAAAUACUUUAUUUUAUAGGCUUUACAGUUGUGAUUAUUAUUGACAUAUCUUUGUUAGUUGCAAUAUUUUGUACAUUUUAAUUUUAAUGUUAAACCUCACUUGAUUUUCAGUUGUGAGUUUACAUUCUUUGUUCCCAAUGGAACAGCCAUUGACAACUUUGCACUGACGCCUUAUGGGAGACAAAUCAUGAAUGAUGCCAGGAGAUGGAGAUGGGUGAGUUGAGUUGAAUGGCACCCUGUAACAUAGUGACGCUGUCCAGUUCAGAUGCAUUUCAUGGAGCUAUAACUAUACCAUGAGCAACUGAAUCUGACGUCUGUUUCAUUUCUGCAUGGGACAAUAUCAAUUCUGAGUGUGUAAGCAAAAUUAGCCAUCAAAUUGGAAAGAUUUUAUAAUAAUAAUAAUAAAGUUCAUUUCAAAAACACACUUCAUCCCUAAAGGCUCGAAGCGCCGUACAAAGUCAACAAAAAACAAAGCUAUAAUUUACCACAUUUAAAACAAACGCAAUACUACAAAAACUAAUUACAAGCAUACAAUGGCAACGUCUUUCUAGCCAUUUCAACCCUAAGCAACACAGCCAUUAUGCAUUAUAAGCUAAAUUCCAAAUUGGCACGCAUUUAAAAAUUUGACUAUCUAUGAAAAAAUAGCUGUGGUCUUACCAUUAAAGUUGGUGGUGUCAUUUUCUUUGCUAAAUGAGAGUGGUGGGGAUUUAAAUUCAGUUACGUCCAUUCAGAAAUCCAGGACCAGUAGAUUACAGAUUUACCUAAAGCAUGUUACGGUCACAAAUGGAAAUUCUUUUUUAAUUUGAUGACAUUUUUGUCAUUAGUCAUAAUUUGUAAAUUAAUUUCAGAUCCUUUCUUAGGUUUCAUGAGGCACGGGGAGGGCAAGGGUUUCAUCCAGCCUUUGUUUUACUUCCAAAUUUAGCAAUGACUAUCUCCUUCAUCAACUCACUCUUACGCUCUCUCUAUCUCAAUCCUUGUAUCCACACAUGUGUUUAUUUUUCUAUUCCUGUCAUCCACCGCACUUUAGUGCAAAGAUUUUGCUACCAAUCCUCCCUGAUAAUUUCUCAUAUUUUAAAAAAUCUUCAGAUGGUAACUUGAAAUGGACCAACGCACAGCUAACCUAACUACCAUUUGGAGAUAUUCAGACCUUUUUAAGACUUUGACUCACAUUUUUUUUGUUCUCUUUUCAGCUUCUGAGGCGAUUAGUAACUUACAGAGAGAAGAUCUAUAUCGAUCAAAUAGCUGCAGGUGCCCCCAGGAGUUUCUAUGCUGACAAUGGCGAAGAAAUAAUUGUGCAGACUGAUUCAAGAAGUAACAUCCCCAGUGGACAGAGAAGUAAGUGCAAAAAAAUAAUUUCUAAUGUUUAAUUAAUAAACUUUUUAUGUUCCUUGCCCAAUAAAUUUCUCAUAAAAUACAAGCGAUAGAUCUGCUUUUAAUUUCUCAGAAGUAUAUUUUAUGUCAGUAACGGUAGAAUUUGAAUUUACCAAUAUUCCUGUUCUCCAAUGAACUUAAACUGCAUUUAGUAUCACAUUCAUAAUUUCUCCUUCUAUGCUUGGAUUUUAUAAUGUUUUCUCAACAAUUUGUAAUGGCAUGACACAAAUUCUGAUCACUGAAUUAAUAACAUUAAAAAAUAGUGAAUAUCAUCUCCUUCCAUGUGCAUCCGCUCUUAAUCAGGGGUUUCCAAAGUUUAAAGUUUGGUGGACCGGUAGACAACUUUCCCAUUGCACCAUGGCCCGUGACAGUUUUAUUAAAUUUUUUAAAUCUUUUUUGACUCAAAAUAUUUCAUAAAAUAGUUUUCUUAUCCUCAAUUAUCCAGUGUGAGAGAACUCUGUUAACUAUAACCAUUUAACGCUUGCUGCUUUAAUUAUUGAUAUUUUCUAUUAUGGCUGUUAAACUUUUGAAUUUUUUUGCAUUCAUUUUCUGGUCUCAUUAUGUGCGGAAGGGCAAUUAAAGGCUUGCGGACCGGUGCCAGCAAAUGAAACUGUGAAACACUGCUCUAAAUGACUUUAUUUCCAUUCUGAAUGGUUUUAUUAUGCAAUAAAAAUUGUUUGUUAUCAUUUUGUCUGUUUAAUUUGUCAUAAGGCAUUUUUUAACUGAUUGUUCCAUGUUGCUAUGCCAUAUGAUGAAACCUCUUUUUAUUUCCCCCCACUCCAGUUGCCUACAUAAUGUUUGAAGGUAUAAGAGCUCAAAUAGUCCACUCUGACAUCGGCGCCACCAAUGGCGUUAUACACAUCAUCAGUUCAUUAUUAUUUGUGCCGGAGGACCUCGCCCGUGACAUAAGCGGAGUGGCGAGGAACAGCCAAUCACUUUACUAUGUUUUAAUUUUUAGUAUACUUGGAGCUUUAAUAACGAAAAUAAGAUUGCUGACAAGCUAAUGAGAAACUUUAUCUUUGUAUAUAAAUCCCUUUUUUGAUACCCUUGUACAAAAUGAAAUGUGAACAUAAUUUCCUCAGACACUGUGUAUAUACAAAUGAUUCUAAAUUUCUAUUGUCUUAGACUAUAUAUAUAUAUAGAGUCUGGAUUGUAAUGCUCAUUCCUAUUCGAAUUAAACACUGCACGCAGUUCUCAAAUUUUUUUCUUCCUUUUUUUAUACCACUGUUGAAAGUCAGUUUCAGAAUACUAUUGCAAUAUUGAAUCAAAACUAGCUGUACUGUAAAUACUCUUGCUAAAUUUGAAAUAAUUAUCGCGACACAAUUUAUUCAACUCAUGACCGCUAAAGGAUACUUCAUUGGACCUAUUUUGCAAAUAUUAUGAUAUUUUGCCCUCUCCACACCCUGACUGCUCUAGAACUGAUUUUGAUUACACAACAUUCAACAUAUCACAAAUUAAUAGUGCCUUAUGUAAGUUUAUAAUAUUUACUAAAAUAAUUUUUGUUCAGCAAAAGUAAUUCAAAGUAAUGAUUUUCUAUUUGCAAGUUAGACUGUCACUGCAAUAGCUUUCUUAAACAAAUAUUUUUAUUACAUCCAAAGACAUGAUUAGCACCUAUACAGUUGUAGAUUCUCCGUUUCAUAUUUGAAUGCUGAUCUGCAAAAAUUCAUUGUAUCUAAGCUCUUUUUCUGUCUGUUGCAUAUUUGAUUUGUUAUUUAGUAUACACAUUUUUUAAGUUCAUAAUUUAUAAAGUCCCUUGAUUUAAAAAGACAACCAUUCCUGUCCAAGAGCAGGAAUGUACUUGUUGAUUAAUUUAUGUGUUGUUUAUUAUUUUUUAUAUAUUUAAGAAAAUUAAUAAGUUGUUAAUCACUUACUUUAAAAACUUAUUUAAAAUCUCAAGCUUCUUAGUUAAAGCUCUGAGGCAUUGCAAGUCUUGUAUAAAUUUUAUGGGAGUGGGUACUUUCCAAUUUUCUCAAAUGUGUGCCAGAGAUUUCAAGAGGGCCCAGCUAAAGUCUUUUUACAUGUUGUAAUUAUUUGAAUCCAGUAUUUUCGUUUAUUAAUGCAGAAAAGUGAGUCAAGUUAUAAAUAGAUCAUUUAAUUUAAAAUAUAAAAAUGUAACCCGGAUUUUCAUAAGUUCAAUCUGUUUUUUAAUGGAUACAAAUUUUUUUAAAUUUUAGUUUAAAAAUAAAUUCUGUAUCUGGAAGGAACUCGGACUUAUAAACUCUUAUAUAUAUCAAUUGAAAUAUUGUGUGUUUUUGCACAGUAUUUUAGGUUUAUUGUGGCAAAAAAAAAUUUGUAGAAAAAAUAUGUUUUUAUUUCUUCAAGACAUUCCAUUUGCUCACUGUUGCCCUAUACAUAUUUCAUGUCGUUUUGAGAGUAUGUUCAUAUAUAUUCAUGAUGUCAUUUUAUAAUGGUCAUUAUUAAAUUACUGGAGUUCCCCCACAAGGAGAGGAACUUGUGUGAACUUUUAAGCUGACAUGCAAGUGAACAUUGCCAUUGUUAAAUAGAUCGAACAACGCUCAGGACAAAUUGUAGUGAUUUAAUCACAAUUUUCUGUCAACGUCUUUAAACAAUAAUGUUAACAUUUUAUGUACAUAAUUUAUUUUUGAAGUAUGUUUAUUUUUUUAAGAUUACAAGGGGAGUGUCAUUGUAAUUUUUAAAAUUACAAAUCUUUUCACAUUUAUAAGUUAAUUGUAAACGGUUACCGAAAAUUUCAUCAAAAGAAAUUUCAUCGAUGGUAAAUUGACUGUAAUUUGAUCAAACGGAAAUUUGGUCGAAUCUUUUUUCAGUUAACACAUUAAAAUUUUCUUCAAAUUUCUUUUUGAACGCACUAUACUAGAUACCAAAACAAAAUAAUGCGUUCAGAAAGAUAUUCAAAGCAAAAUUUUAACUUAAAAACUGGAAAAAAAUUAUUCAAUUUACCGUCUGCGAAAUUUCUUUUGAUCAAAUUUCCUGAUAUGAUUAUAAACAAUUGUAAGAUAUUUUCAUUUAAACAUCUGAAAUCAGCCAUGAUAAAAAUGCAUGAAAUAUUUUUAAGCUGUUUCUAAAUGAUGUUAGCUAGGGUCGCUAAAGUAAUCUUGGGUGGAAUGCUGGUUACAGUUAAAAGUUGGCGGAUCCACUGUAAUUUUAUUCCAACCUGUCAUUCUCAUGAGGCAUUCAUAAAAUCAACUCUGGUUCUGUGUGUUUUAUGUGGACCUUUGAAUCUUUAUGUCCUAUUGAUUUUAUGUAUCAAAUGUAUGUAAAUAUUUUUAAUGAGCCAAUAACGAUUACCAAUUUGUUCGCUGUCUCUGUACAUCAGUUUUCAAUGUUUUUAAAUACAUUUAUUUUCUCUUACUUCAAAGUGCAUUAAAUUUUUGUUUUUUGGGAUUUAUGUUUCACAGCUUAUCUGAUUAUUUUUAUUUUUAAAAUUAAACCUGAAUUCAUGCAAAAUUUGAAUUUUUGGGACCUUUUGAGGGUCAAUUUUAACUGAAAGGCUAAAUGUUGCCCUGGUGCUAAUCUGUGUCUGAACACAAUCAAUCGUUAGAGAGUCUGGUAACUGAUUGAGAACUGUGGUUUAGUCUGGUAACUGCUAAAAACUUUGGUUUUCAAAUUUGAGCUAUUUUAAAGUUCAAUGGGCUAGAUUGUCAUUAGAUUUUUAAAAAUAUUUACUAUUGUCACAUUUCUUUUUUUUUCUCUUGUACAUUUACGUCAAAACAUAUAUUUAUUAAACAUUACGUAGGAUGAUAGAUGUACAAAAUUAGAUAUUUAAACGUGACAUAGAUAUUGAGUGACAUAUCAUUGGGG